AUGAGCGAUCUCAGAGACGACUAUCUUGCAAUAUACCCCUCCAAGACGCCAGGAGUCGUCAACGCACACGCAAAGUUCCUGGCAGAUCUGACUAGCUCGGAUGCGAAAACCCACUGGGCAGCCGUGGCAGCCAAGAACGAGGUAUACAAGUCGUUGCAACAGGACCGAAAGGCCGUGUUUUCGUCUUCUCCAGAGGGGGGCUUGCACAACUAUGUGUUCAUGCGACACUCCAUGAAGCUCUCAGCAAGGGAUCGCUCUCGGACAAGGACUACAGGCGCUGUCAUUCUCUUGUUCAAAGAUGCCGUUCGAAUCGAGAAAGUCAUCAUGGACGGUAAACGUCAAGGCGUCAAGCUUCGGAUCAUGUUAAAACACACCUUCUGUGACGGCCAUUUGCUCGACAUGUUUGAGAAGAUUGACGGCGUCGACGGCCUGAUGAGAUUCAUCAACCAGGGCGAGAGCACUACCUAG
This is a messenger RNA of Lasiosphaeria miniovina, 468 nucleotides long. RefSeq lists its product as uncharacterized. NCBI's taxonomy places the organism in Eukaryota, Fungi, Ascomycota, Sordariomycetes, Sordariales, Lasiosphaeriaceae. The transcript is spliced from 3 exons. The record is from RefSeq and is a predicted model, not a curated record. Bases 1 to 468 code for a protein of 155 amino acids.